CUUGCUAUAGUAUUAGGUUAGCUUUUUGAUCCUAUAAAAACUCAUCUGAAGGUUUGUUUAGUUAUCAUCAAAUUAAUCAAAAUGGCAAGUUCAAUAGUAGGAGGGGGAAACAAAUACAGAGACUACUUGAGUGAUGAAGAGCUCAAAAACACAAAAUGGAGAAAUGGACCUCCUAGUUAUGAUGUUGUUGAUAAGCUCUUUGAACAAGAAAGAACUCAUGUGUGUUUCUCUUUUCAGAUUAAAAUUUUUCAAAAUUCUUCUUGCGAAUACAUCACUCUCCUCUCGUUGAUACAUCUCCAUCCCCCUCUCAGAUAUAAACUCUCCCCUCUCAUCUCAGAUACAUCUCUCCCCCCCUAUGUAUCUGAAUGUCCUAUCCUCUCUGAUACAUCCAUUUUUUCUCAAGUAUGGGCUGAAGGAUCAGUUGAAGAUGAAGUACAAAGGCUAUUGAAGACUUGGGAAAUGGAAUUAGUUCACAAAAUAGAUCCUAAUGAGAUGAAAUCUGUUGAUCCAACAAAGUUCAAGAAGAGUGUCAAUGGAAGGGAAGGGUUAACACCGGAAGAAGCUAUAAAGCUUGGUGGUGGUUACAACACAUUCCUACAAACUUCAUUGCCAGAAAAUCUAAGAGUCUAUAAUCCUGAGGAUGAAACAUUUGAAUCAUCACAAAAUGUAUUUAGAUCAAUAUUUAUACGUGGAUUCGCGAUCGAAGUCCUUCAUGUUUAUUCAGGACCACCAGAAAUUGUGUACAAGUUUAGGCAUUGGGGUUACAUGGAUGGUCCAUUUAAAGGAUAUGUUGCAACUGGACAACUUGUUGAGCUCUUUGGAAUUGGCAUUUUUGAAUUGGAGAAAGAGAGUAACAAGAUUGUUAAGGCAGAGUUCUUUUUUGAUAGAGGAGAAUUGCUUGGGCCACUUAUGAAAGGAGGAAAAAAUGGUGAAUCCACAAGUGAGAAGGCAUUAUUGGAGGCUUCAAAAUGCCCUUUCAUGAAAUAAAAUAAUAAUCUACUAGCAACAACUUGAAAUAAGUUUAUGGUUAUGUUCAAGUUUUUAAUAGAAAUAGGUGCAAAAAGUGUAAUUUCCCUUUGAAGUUUAUUAAUGUUUCUUCGACCGUCAAAUUUUUAUUAGAGAAUGUUUUAUUGUAAAAAUCAGAUUAUGGUGGAGUUACUAUAUCAAAAA
Messenger RNA from Solanum pennellii, 1170 nucleotides. RefSeq names its product pathogen-related protein-like. Lineage: Eukaryota; Viridiplantae; Streptophyta; Magnoliopsida; Solanales; Solanaceae. Bases 82 to 987 code for a protein of 301 amino acids. The transcript is spliced from 4 exons. The record is from RefSeq and is a predicted model, not a curated record.